Molecule: messenger RNA, 2285 nt
Organism: Lineus longissimus
Lineage: Eukaryota; Metazoa; Nemertea; Pilidiophora; Heteronemertea; Lineidae
Exons: 5
Coding region: 72-770 (232 amino acids)
Source: RefSeq, a predicted model, not a curated record
GAGGCAUAAUCAGUUCUAACUUUCGAAAAACAUCCCGAAGAAACAUCGUCAAUCUUUCGAUCUUCGACAAAAUGGAGAACAAGCUGACAUUCUUUGUUGCAGCCUUGUCGCUGCUUGUUGCACUGACCGACGCAGCACCAUCAACCAUGUCUUGUACUCCAAGUGAAUCUACAACCUUUCCGGUGGGGAGGCAAGUAGUAUGUACUUGUGCGGCAUCCUCUGGGACAGCCGCUUCCACAGUUUGGCAAUAUGGCGGAGCUACAGUUACAGCAGGGACAUCUGGGACAGGCAGUACCGUAUACACGCACGUUAUCGUAGCGGGUGACAAUGGCAAAACGAUUACGUGCCUCGUUACUGUUGGAUCUACACCAGAUACGGCCGCCGCUUCCGUGAUCUUAAAAGCCGAAGACCCAGUGAAACCUGACAUCAAAUGCGCCCCUGCUAAAGUGGCGAAGAACGCAGAAUCAAUGUGUACUUGCACAAACAAAAAUACCGUGGUCUAUACCCCGACCAAGUACACAUUUUCGGUGGAUGCACGUCCGGGUGUGGACGGUACUGAAGGUACCUUAAAGAAUGGGCUGAAAGUGAAGGCAAUGAUGGCAAAAACAAAAGUCACGUGCAGCGUUCAUUUCAGUGCAACCGUAAAGACACCAGCCUCCAGUUAUGCCAUGAUUGAAACUUCGGGUGGUAACAGUGUCUCAGGGCUGCAGGCUGUGUCACUAGCCGUGAUGAUAUUUUCGUUCAUUGUCACUCAUUUUGUCAGUGAAUAGAGACGAAUAACAUCCACUUCUGCCUUGUAACGAUAUCCACGGUUAGUUUUUAUCACAAAAGCGUGCUGUAUAAGAUGGUGCUAUUUCACUGUGUGAACCCACCUACAGAUCAUGAACAUCUAAAGCUUGUUUUGAUGAGUUUCUAAUCCAAAACAUCUAAUCAACUCCAUAUCACGUCUAUCACGGCCAAGAGCGUUUUUCUUAAAUAAUGAUUCAUUUGGUACAAUGAUGGAGGCAUCAUCGUUUCGGUGAAGGGGCAAUGGCUACCAGUAUUUCGGUUUAUAUUUUAAUGGCUUUUUCAACCAAUUUUCAAAAUAUCAAAAUAAUUUAUAGCAAAUCUGCCUGCUAAAUUCAUAGAGUGCAAAGGCUCUAGCUUCCGUAAAUAGUGGAUUCACCUUCACGAUGUAAUCAUGUGCUACGACUCUGUUUUAACUGAUGAUAUGACGUCAUUAGGACUGAAGUCUACGAAAGCCCAGAAGACUCAUUCCAAGUUCCUAAUUCCAAUUUCGAAUUUGGAAUUUCGGAUUUGGAAUGAGCCUUUCUGGGCUUUCGUAGAAGUAUGUUAGGACAGAUGGGUUCACGUUGAGCCUACACGCAUUGUCACGAUGAAAAAUACAACUGUUCCAAUCUUUCGUCAAGAAUUAAUAAAUGAAUGCAUUACUUCAACUGAUUUGACAACCGUUUUGAUGCAGCCGCUCCAUCUUUAUCUUCGCUCAUUAUUUGAAACUAGCCUGGGUAUAACUUGGUGAGUAGUUAUGAGUACAUGUACGUUGCGUAAUUUGAAGACAGGUUAUCUCCGAGCAGAAUGAAUGCAUCAAUAAUCAGUAAAAUAAUGGUACGUUCGUCACAUAGGAUAUUCUUUAAUAAUUGCCCGUGAAAGAAUUAUACUCAGUAGAAAAUGCAUUAUCUAUCGGUUGAAGCGGGUCUGUUAUACAAUAUGUAUGUUACAUGGAACAUAGGCUUGUUGAUGUGUAGGCACCGGUCAUCCUGACCUAAUUACAUCGACAAAGUGUGUUUUGUGUACCAUCUCACAUCGUAGUGAGAAGUAUCUGUAUAGUCCUGCCGUAGAUUUUAAGUUUGCUAAAUCAUGGUUGACCGUUACAUUUGAACGUCACAUUUUGCAAUGCCAUGAUAGUUUAGUUAUUGUAGAUGGUUAUACUGGACUGGGUUGUGUAUUACGUUAACAAAAAAUACCUUUGAUAACAGCAUACUAUGAGGUAACAAUAAUGUACCAACAGACAUACAUUAACCUGGGCAUAAGUGGUAAUAAUGGUCGAUUUUUGAUCAACAUCACCAGAUAUGAUGCAGUCAAAGAUGCCUUGCGAUAGUGCAAGGGAUAUUUUUACCGAUGUUAUGUUGUACAGAAAUUGUAUGCCCGUGUUACUUAAAAUUGUUAUAGGUCUGUUUUUCGAUAAUUCUAUUUUUGAAUAACUUAUUUUUAUCAAUCAUUUAUUCUCAAACGUUUUGUUUAAUGAUCACUACUUUGAAAAAAAAAAACACCGCCUGCUUUUAAAA